CCAAGGAGAAGUCUUCCAAACCUGCACCCUUCCACUACCAUGGAGACUUCCGAAGGCAAGGAGGCUCCAAUGGAGGAUUGGAGCAAUAUUGGCGCCGGAGAACCGGCCGGAUCUCCGAGAGGAGUCUUCCCGGAGCUGUGCUCUCCAUAUCCGGUCCAGCUGACAGUGUGGUGCAGGUCGCUGCUCUUCAAUGGCCAUGGCUACACCGUCUUCGAUGACUCCGAUGGUCGGAUGGUUUUCCGGGUUGAUAACUAUGCGCAUAAUUGGAGGCAGGAGGCAGUGCUCAUGGAUCGAGCUGGGAACGUCCUCCUCACCAUCCGGCGGUGUCGAAAGAUUUUAAACUUAAUGGAGAGUUGGGAGGCCUACAAGGGUGAUAAAGAUGGUUUAGGUAUGGUUGGACAUCAGAGGCCCCUAUUUAAGGCCACAAAGGAAUUGGGCGCUCCUAGUUGCACGGUAUCAAUGGUACGCACAAGAGGAAUGGAGCCAUUAGGUUACAGAAUGUGCUGGUCUCGACAAAACGAAUGGUCCAAGAUUUAUGAGGCUGCUGCUAAUGCACCACUUGUCGCCGAGCAUUAUAUCUGCUUGGUAGGUUAGAAGAAAAUAUGGUGCUUCCACGAAGACAUUACUCGAUAAAGAUGUUCUAACCCUGAGGGUGCAGCCCUGGAUGGAUCAAGCUAUCGCAAUGGCUAUGGUCAUGAUCCUCAAUUCGAUGAGAUGAUUGAGACCUCCAAAUGUAUAUAGUGGUUUAAUUCCCUUGUUCGCAAUUGCCAUUAGACAAGAGCCAACAGCAUGAUCGCCUUGAGAUAUUUUGUGCACAAGGCCUAGAAGCACCCCAAGACUUUGGUCGCACCAACUGAUGUAAUUGACGAAAGAAAGGUAAUGCAUUCUCAUUUUUAUGAAUUGGGUUCGAAAACCUUGAAACUCACAAGUGCAAGUGGAAAGCAAGCAACAUAGAAGCUUGGCAUGGAAACCAUUUAAGGUGUUUGAAUCUCUCAGCUGCUCUUAUUCACUAUGUAAGCGUUGGACACCAGCACCAUGAGAAACACAUGGCAUCUAAUAGUCUAGGAUUCCCAUGAGGCAAUGACGAAGCCAAUUCUAGAUUCUUAUCCUACGAUGGCGAGAGAAAAAUGUUAAUAACGUGAGGGAUUUCAGAUGUGAGCGAAAAAGUCCCCUAAAGCCUUAUGAGGUGACAAAUGUAGAGGACAACCUUUUUAUCUUUUUCUCUACCUUUU
Phoenix dactylifera (date palm) is the source of this 1232-nucleotide messenger RNA. The record is from RefSeq and is a predicted model, not a curated record. Lineage: Eukaryota; Viridiplantae; Streptophyta; Magnoliopsida; Arecales; Arecaceae.